This is a messenger RNA of Sphaerodactylus townsendi, 2461 nucleotides long. RefSeq names its product opioid growth factor receptor (gene OGFR). The record is from RefSeq and is a predicted model, not a curated record. Gene Ontology annotation, molecular function: opioid growth factor receptor activity. The coding region runs from base 124 to 2229 and encodes 701 amino acids. NCBI's taxonomy places the organism in Eukaryota, Metazoa, Chordata, Lepidosauria, Squamata, Sphaerodactylidae. The transcript has 8 exons. Gene Ontology annotation, cellular component: membrane.
CCGCGUGCCUUUCGCUUUGUACCUCCUUCGCCGCCGCCUCUUCCUCCUCUGCGGGGCGGGCGUGCAGGUGCCGGGCGGCUCUUCUCUUUCGCUUUCCUUUCGCCCGGGCGGGCGGCGGCCACAAUGAUGGCGGCGUGGUUCAGAGGGGCCGAGGAAGACCCGGGCGGCGAGGAAGAGGAGGAAGGCCUCUGGGAGUACGAUUCCACCUGGGAAGACGAAGGGGAGGAGGAGGAAGAGGGCAGGGAUGAAGGACACGAGGAGGAGGAGAGGAAGGAGUCGGCGGCUGUUGCAGACACCCCCAAGCCGGGGGCGACCCGGCCUCCUCGGAGGGGACGAUCGCCCUCCGCCAAGCAGGAGUGGCGGAGGCCGAAUCGUUCCGCGAUGAGUUUUGGAAGGUACAAGAGCACAAGCCGGCGCAACUGGAUGGCUGCUAAAGAUAUGCAGAGGUACAGGCAUAACUACCCGGAUUUGGAAGAAACAGACACUGAAACCCAAGAGGAAGAAAUGUGGAAUCUGAGCUUUUACAAAAAUGAGAUCUCCUUCGUGCCUCGGGGCCUCCUUAUAGAAGACCUCCUAGAGACAUGGCAACACGAUUAUGCAACUUUGGAAGAAAACCAUUCAUACAUUCAGUGGUUGUUUCCUUUGCGGGAGCAGGGGAUGAACUGGCGGGCAAAGCUUCUCACUUGUAAUGAAAUCAAGGCCUUUAGGAAAUCUGAGGAAGUUAUGGACCGGUUCGUCCGAGCUUAUAAGCUCAUGCUGGGUUUUUAUGGGAUAGAACUGAUCGACGAAAAAGAGGGCGAGUUGAGAAGAGCAGACAACUAUCUCGAACGGUUCUGGAACCUCAACCAGUAUACUCAUAACAAUCUGCGCAUCACCCGCAUCUUGAAGUGCUUGGGAGAGAUGGGGAAAGAACACUACCAGGUUCACCUCGUGAAGUUCUUCCUGACGGAGACUCUGGUUCAUCAGACGCUCCCGCGCGUGAUGAGAAGCGCUUUGGACUACUUCAUGUUCACGGUCCGAGACAAGCAGAAGCGGCGGGAGCUGGUACAUUUCGCCUGGCAACACUUCGAGCCAAAGCACGAAUUUGUCUGGGGCCGCCGUAAGAAACUCAUGGAAUUAAAACCUCGGUCCCCAGAGCUUCCUAACAAACUAGCCCCGAAAGAAGAGCAGGAGCUUGCUAAAGAAGGAGAGGGUGUGGAAGAGAACAAAUCCCGGUCGCCAAAUAAAAUACACGUGGUCGGGAAUGCUGCAGAUAGAGCGAACGAUAACGCAAAAGAGCAGCCGGAUUCAGACGAGUGUACGUCGGAGCUACCGUUGAGGCCAGUAAGCGAGCAUAAAACUUCAGAAACGACAGAGGAAUUUAGUUCCGGGUCAGUAGCAGAUGUCAAAACUGAAGGGGAAGAUGCAAAAGAAGGCUCUCUAAGUAGUGAAAUGAAAGCAGAUGGCAAGGAUUCCCCCAGCGAUUCCGGAAGCGGCGGUGGCGGAACGGACAGCGAGUCUCUAAAGGAAUCCAAGAAGAGGAAGUUUGAGACGAACCGGUCCAGCGGAGAAAGCGUCGGGUUAUCGAGAUCCCCCACCGACAUCGAGAAGAUCUCGUCUAACCUAGAAGAGGUGGUGAUCGAUCAAGACGGCCCGGGGAGCCUUCCGCUUACGGAGAAAGCGAAAUCGUCAAUAGAAGGAGGAGACGGUCAAGAUUUGAAAGAGGGCGACUCAAUCAGCGCUGUGGUGAAAAGGCGGAAAGUCGACGAGGUGGCCUCCGACGAGACGGUUACGAAAACAGCUGCAAAACUGGACACUGAGGUGACUUCCUUUGGAAGCCGAACACCCAGUUUCAAAAUGGCCGUCUCUGAGAAGGCGGAUGAGGUCUGCUCAGCAGAAUUCAAAAUGAGCAACAGUGAGACUUUGGAAUCUCAAAAUGAUUGCAGAACUGCAGAUGGUCUGGAUGUUCCAUUUAACUCCGAAACGACUGGUACUUUGGACCUUCCCUCUGGUGAUCCUGUGCCAGAUACAUCCAACGAGUGCGGGGCUACCUCCACGGUAGAGCGUGAACUAUCGCAGCCCUGUCCGGCCCUUAUUGCAAAUUCAAAGCAGGAAACAGGUGGUCUGGGACAGGAAGAGGCGGGGAUGAAAGGGAAGGCUGAGGACGCAGUCGGUCUUGAUGGAACGUCCAAAGCCACAGAGAACACCGCCCCUCUAGCCGAGGCAGACACAGAGAGGAAUCCCAGAUAAAAGCGGACUUGUUCUUCUUGUUCCAAAGGCUGGCGACAGACUGCGGAGUUUACCCGAGCGCAGAACGGCUCCACAGUCCGCACUACCUACGUGUUUUUUUUCCUGGUUGAAUUGUGGGGUGUUAUUUGUAUGUCUUUAUAGAGUACCAAAAUGGGUUAUCCUAACCAGGGGAGGAGGGAAGGUGCACGACUUGAGACUCGUGGUUUUCUGAUCUGAGUUGGUCUCCCGUGUA